AUGUACAGCUCAACUCCAGAUGAAUUAAUUGAUUCAUACAAUGAGUUCUGUUUCAAGAAUCCGUCUUUAAAUUUGAAACAAUUUAUACCAAAGCCCUGUAAAGAACAUGAAACGGAAACAGAACAAGAAUUGCAAGUUGAAACUGAUCUCCAAACGCACAAUCCAAAUGAUAUUGAUGAAGAAUGUAAUUAUUUCAAUCCAGAAACAGGAAAAGAAGAUGAUCAAGAUGAAGAAAAUCAAGAAACUGAUAAUAUGGAAGAUGAACCAGUUUUAGAACAUACAUUUAGCAUUAGAACUGUAGAUGAAGCUGUUUCAAUUCAUGAAAGUAUUGAAACAACACCUAAAAAGGAAAGAAAAGGGUUUAAAUUAUUAUCAAAACAAGAAAUUGAAUUAAUUGAUUCAAAAUUUGAUUACAAUACUGUACAAAGAAAGCUCACUCAAAUGAAAAAAAAUGGUGUUACACUUGAAAAACAAGAUAACCCAUUGUAUAAGCUAAGAAAUCAUGACGUAUUUAAGAAUUCAACAGUUGACUUUAUGCAUGUGUUUGUUCAAGGUGAAUUAAGAAGACAUUUGACUGCAUUAAUAGAAUAUUUUUCAUACCCAAGAUUAUUUUCUGAUUUUCAGGAUAUUAUAGAUGAGUUUUAUUUAAGUUCUGGAGAAUCAAUUAGAAUGAGAGCAUCAAAUUAUUUGAAUUGUUCAGCUGACGAAUUUUUAGAAUUUGGUUUUUAUAGUAUUCCAAUAAUUUACAAGUUAAUUUAUUCAAAUAAGGAAUUGAAACAUAUUUCACAAGAAAAAAGAACUAGACAUGUUGUUUGUUGGGUAGAACAUAUUGCAUGGACGAGUAUGUUAUUAAGAAAUGAGGUAACAAUUCUUUCUAUUGAAAAAUCCAAAUCUAUUUUCCUCCAAUUCAGAGAACAUUAUGUUGAAUUAUAUCCAAACAAAUGUCAUAAUGUUAAUUUCCAUUGGGUAACUCAUUUAUUUGAAGAUUGUCAAGAAUGGGGAAGUCCUAGAUACUUUUGGGCUUUAUUAUUCGAAUUGAAACACAAACUUUUUAAAAAGUUUAAUGAUGGAUCGAAUCAUAAGGAUGUUGAAAAGCGGGGUGCAGCAUUUGAAAAGUUACAUGUCAGUCUUAAUGCUAAAUAUCCUUGGUUACGAAAGAAAUCAAAACAAUGGUUUAAAGCAAUUGCUCCAAAUCAAUACUUAAUGUUUAAACAAGAAGGAAAAUUAUACAUAGGAUGUAUUCAAUCACAUACAAAAGAUACAGUUAAAUUUGGAAAAGUGUGGAUUGUUACAAAUGAUUAUCACCAAGUAUGUCAAUUCAGAAAAUUGAAUAGAGUGAAAUCUUCCAAUUUAAACGUUGAUUGGAAAGAUAUCAAUGCUAGAUGCCAAGUUGUUUACAUUGAUUCCAAGUUUUACUUGAAUCAAUUUAUGUUAAUCAUGAAUUAUUAUAAAUUUUAA
This is a messenger RNA of Naegleria gruberi, 1458 nucleotides long. RefSeq lists its product as uncharacterized. The record is from RefSeq and is a predicted model, not a curated record. Bases 1 to 1458 code for a protein of 485 amino acids. Lineage: Eukaryota; Heterolobosea; Eutetramitea; Acrasida; Naegleriidae. The transcript has a single exon.